Molecule: messenger RNA, 2666 nt
Organism: Homalodisca vitripennis (glassy-winged sharpshooter)
Lineage: Eukaryota; Metazoa; Arthropoda; Insecta; Hemiptera; Cicadellidae
Product: esterase E4-like
Exons: 11
Coding region: 633-2486 (617 amino acids)
Source: RefSeq, a predicted model, not a curated record
UUAUAAGUAUAUAUUAAUUAUUAAAUAUUAUUGUAUUGAAUUAUGGAGAGAAUUAUCUGGCCUAAUUUCCUUGUAAUAUGAAAUCAGAGUUUUUAGCAACCAGCAUUGUAAAUUAAGUACUAGCAGUACUCUCUCAAAUAUUGUUUGGUAAGUCAUUAUUAGAAUAAAUUAGAAUUGCAUAAUUACAAAAUACAAUAUUACAUAUUUUUUACACUCUUGCUGUAAGUGGUUUGCAAAUGGGAAUAUAUUUUAGAAUAUUUGCAACUGUUCUGUCAGAUGGUUGGUUAAAAUCAAUAUUUAGGUCCUUUACUGAGUGCAAAAUUUAAUUUUUACAAGUUGAAUCAUGAAAGAAUUUAUAGGUUUGUAAUACUCAGUAGCCUCCUUUCAUGAUUUUGAUCUUGUAAUGCUGUAGUCUUGUGAUCUUUCAGUACGAACUCUGACUAAUGCCUAACAAAAUUCACUUUCCAUUCCAUAAUUGUACACACAGUACAAUACUGCAAUGUUCAGACCACGUAAUAUGCUCAGUGAAAAAUAAAUCAGUUUCAAAACUACCAGCAGCUCUGUUUAAUUGCGAAGUAAAGUAGGUCAUGAUAAACUAGGAAAUUGUUACAGUACUAUGUGGGCUAGUACCAAUGGUUACUGAUACUAUCAUGAGGUGGUUAGUGCUGAUGAUUGUGUGUGUGUCUGUCUGUGUAUCUGUGUGCACCCAAAAUAUCAGAGUGUCAGUACGGCAGGGUCAACUGGGAGGAACUACUCUGUCCACAGUAAAAGGACGGAAAAUAUAUGCUUUCUACAAUGUUCCAUACGCAAAACCACCUAUAGGGCAAUAUCGUUUCAGGGUAUGUAUUACCUCACUGAGGGGAAGAGUCGGGGCCUGGGUUCUGUUAUCAGCAAAAGGGCCUGCUGUACUGGCCACUCGAACUGCAGACGUGCGACCACCGGCCGAUUACCAGGAGCCUCAGCCCCCGGAUCCAUGGGUAGGAGUGAGAAAUGCCACUGUCCCAGGCAAGGCCUGCCUACAACACAUCACUCAGUCCUUCCUUACUACGGGAGUAGAGGACUGUCUCUACCUCAACAUCUUCACUCCUAUUUUGCCAAAUGUUAGUGCCAUCCCCCCAUGGUUUUCCACCAUAGUUUUCUUCCACAACCAGGUGUUUAUCACCGGAGACUCAAACAUGUUUCGGCCAACCUUUCUGCUUGACCAGGACGUCAUCCUUGUAACAGUCAACUUCCGACUCGGUGUCCUAGGAUUCCUGAGCACAGAAGAUGAAGUGGUUCCAGGAAACAAUGGGCUCAAGGAUCAGGUAGCAGCUCUAAUCUGGGUGCGAGAGAACAUCCAAGCCUUUGGUGGUGACGAGGAGAGAGUGACCAUCGCAGGGAAUACAGCUGGAGCUGUGUCAGUCCACCUCCAUUACCUUUCUCCUCUCUCUAGAGGACUGUUCCAGCAAGGGAUAGCUCAGAGUGGGUCUGCCACUAUGCCGUGGGCUGUCGCUGAGAAUUUGCUCUCAAAAACUCAGUUCAUAGCAGCUACUCUGAACUGUACAACGAGCAACUCCAAGCUGAUGGUAGACUGUCUGAGAACUUUCGCUCCACAACAGCUCAUACUGUUUACUCAAAGUUAUGAGGUGUUCAUCAAUACGCCCUUUGCCCCAUUUGGUCCAUGCGUGGAGAGAGUAGGGGAACGCCCGUUCUUGCCUGAAUAUCCUUUUCGACUCCUUGAAAGAGGAUAUGCGCUGGAUCGGCCAAUUAUAUUCAGCGAUUGUGAAUAUGAGGGCUUGUACCCUCUAGCAGCAAUCCUGAAUAACGAAGAGCAGUUGGACUUCUUGAAUAGAAGAUGGGUUGAUGUUGCGCCGUAUUUACUGAAUUAUAACGAAACUGUUUCUGAAAUAUUUAAACCUAUAGUGUCGCUCAUAAUACAAAACCACUAUGUGAAGGGUCCUAUAACAGCCAGUUCAGCUUUUAAUGUUGUUAAGUUGUUUGGGGAUCGACAAUUUCUUGCAGACAACGGAAGAGCUGCAGCCCUGCAAGCAAAGCUUAACUUGUUUAGUCCUGUCUAUUUCUACCAGUUCAGAUAUAGAGGACAGAACAGUAACUCUGAAUUCUACAACCCGGCUGACUAUGGGAAUUAUGGGGCAGCAAAUGGAGACGAUUUACUAUACAUUUUGGAAAAUUCCGUAUUAUUUUUCAACUCCUCGUCUGACCAAAGGGAUGCAGAAAUGAGAGACUUGAUGGUUAAAUUAUGGGCCAGCUUUGCUAUCACAGGGGUUCCUGAUGUGGGAGGUGUGACUUGGGAUCCAGUCCCUUGCUCGGAUUUCCGCCAAGGGUACCUGACCUUCCUAGACAUAGCUGGACCAGACAGGCUGCAGAUGGUUAGGAAAUAUGACUUCGGCAACCAAGUCUUCUGGAACAGUCUUCCAUUCAAGGAACCUGAGAGUGGAAGGGAGUCCUGUUCAAAAAAGCCUUCAAGGUGUACAAAGAUCUCAUAAGAUAGGCUUUUUUCAAUCUAAAUGAUACCUUUUAUUGAUAUUCUAUUAUGAAAAAUGAGAUUUUUCUAGUUAUACAGGUUAAACCAACAUGGCAACAGUCAUUUAAUGUAUACAGAGUGUUCAAUAAAUGUGAAGAAAUAUUUUGGAAUAUGGUUCAAGAGGUGAAAAUUAUAAAAAGUU